AUGAGUUGCUGUUCAGAUAUAAUUCUUGUGAUCAUCUCACUUUUCUUGCCACCGGUGCCAGUAUUGAUUAGAAGAGGCAUCUGCUCGGCCGAUUUCUUCAUAAACAUUGCGCUCUGCUGUCUUGGGUUCUUGCCUGGAUUGAUCCAUUCGUGGUACAUCAUUGCUAAUUAUCCUGGCACUAGACUUUGGGAUGCUGAAGCCGCAAUUUAUUACGUCCCCGUGGUCCAGCCGAGACCAACCAACAACAAUUCCAAGGGGAAAAAGAAACAUCAUCCUGAGGGAACUUCGAAUACCACCACUCCUUUGAUUUCUAACCAAAGAGGAAACUAUCAUUCUGUUGAUGAUGGGGUUGGCACUUCUGCCCGCUUGACAAAUUCUAAUGGUGGACAAAUUGCCACCGAUGGUCCUCCACCACCUUAUUCACAAGCCGCUGGUCAACAAAAUUCAACCGACAAUAAACAAGUAUUGUGA
Saccharomycopsis crataegensis is the source of this 471-nucleotide messenger RNA. RefSeq names its product YqaE/Pmp3 family membrane protein. Gene Ontology annotation, cellular component: membrane. The coding region runs from base 1 to 471 and encodes 156 amino acids. The record is from RefSeq and is a predicted model, not a curated record. Lineage: Eukaryota; Fungi; Ascomycota; Saccharomycetes; Ascoideales; Saccharomycopsidaceae. The transcript has a single exon.